This is a messenger RNA of Eruca vesicaria subsp. sativa (arugula), 1355 nucleotides long. The record is from the annotation of a GenBank genome assembly. NCBI's taxonomy places the organism in Eukaryota, Viridiplantae, Streptophyta, Magnoliopsida, Brassicales, Brassicaceae.
CGCAGCGCUAAUCAGCAAUCGAACCAAUCUUCCUUUGCCUACACUUACAGUUUUGAGUUCUCUGCUCUGGCUAUGUCCAACUGUUCAUCUUCCUUCUUCCUUUCUCUUCACAUCCUCGAUGCUCCACAAGUGGUGAGACCCGCUACAAACAAUUUUACACGGAUUCAGCAUUCGAUCAUCACUAGCACUAGCUCAUGGAAGAGCAAUCACAUCUCAAUCAAUCAAACUACAACUCUUUCCUCUUCACAAGCAUGUUGUUUUGGUGCCCAAGACUCUACCUUUUUCGGGAAUUUCAUGUUUAAAGAGAAACCAAGCGGCAAGUUUGUAUCUUUCUCAAAGUCAUCACUACCCAGUGAAGAAGAAGCAGACGUAGUAGUGGAUUCUUCUCAUUUGGAAAACGAUAGUUCAGAAUCUCCUCGAGGUGGUGGUUUGAUUCGGGGAGUGGGUGAGAAUGAUCUGAUCAGUAUAGGAUCGAAAGGAUUCAAACAGACGAGAUCGAACCUUGUAGCUAAGCAAGUUAUUAGUAUACAGUCUGCUCUGAGUUUUGGAUUCAUCUCUCAGCUCUGGGUUGACACUUCUUCUUGGUUGGUUUUGGUGGUGGAUGUUAAACCCACCUUGCUAUCUGGAGAUUCUGAGAGAUUCUUGCUCACAGACAUUACUCGGGUGGGUGAUGUUGUUCUUGUAAAAGAUGAUGCUGUACUGGACACUGAGUUCAAAAUGGUUGGACUUGAAACACUGGUAGGUUUUAGAGUAGUGACACCAGGAGGGCGUAACAUCGGAAAGGUUCGAGGUUACUCAUUCAACAUUAACUCGGGAGUAGUUGAAUCGCUUGAUCUUGAUUCGUUUGGAGUUACCAUCAUACCAUCAAGCUUGGUUAGUACAUACAGAUUAGAUGUUGAGGACGUAAUCGAGGUCUUAGAAGACAUAGUUGUGGUUGAUGAAGCUGCAGCUUUUAGAAAACAGAGGUUGACUAAGGGACUGUGGGAUGCUCAGUUUGGUAGUGAAUACUCUGAUGUAGAGGAGCUUGAGAGUUCAUCUGAUAGAAGGCGGCGAAGGAGAAGUAGUAGAUUAAGACGGAAGAAGGGCGAUUUAGACGAUGAUGACGAAUGAGACAUGUUUCGCUAGACCUCAUGCAUUCAUUGUUUGCAAUUCAGCUUGAUUCCUUUCAUCUCCAGCUCUGUCUGAUAGAGAGAAUGUAAAAAUGUUCAAAUAAAGUUAUGAGUUCAUAAUGGCAGCAUUGGUCUAAUCCAAUGAGAACUUUAGCUUGUCUAUGCCGCAACACCCUCUGUUUUUAUCAGUCCCUUGCUUUUGUAGUGGAACUGAUACAUAACCAGUUUGGGUUGAUGCAACUUUUC